Molecule: messenger RNA, 603 nt
Organism: Daldinia childiae
Lineage: Eukaryota; Fungi; Ascomycota; Sordariomycetes; Xylariales; Hypoxylaceae
Product: GTP-binding protein rho2
Exons: 5
Coding region: 1-603 (200 amino acids)
Biological process (GO): small GTPase-mediated signal transduction
Molecular function (GO): GTPase activity; GTP binding
Source: RefSeq, a predicted model, not a curated record
AUGGCGAGUUCAACUCCGCAGAAUGUUAUUCGCAGGAAACUAGUCAUUAUUGGCGAUGGAGCUUGCGGCAAGACCUCUUUACUGAGCGUCUUCACGCUCGGAUACUUUCCAACCCACUAUAUUCCGACCGUAUUUGAGAACUACGUAACAGAUUGCAGAGUUGACGGCAAGUCGGUACAAUUAGCAUUAUGGGAUACGGCUGGUCAGGAAGACUACGAGCGAUUGCGACCGCUCGCAUACUCGAAGGCGCAUGUACUACUAAUAGGGUUUUCGAUCGAGUCGCCUGAUUCUCUUGACAACGUGAAGCACAAGUGGGUAGAAGAAGCAACAGAACGAUGCCCCGGCGUCCCAAUCAUCUUAGUAGGACUAAAGAAGGAUCUACGAGACGACCCAGUAGCGAUCGAGGAGAUGCGCAAGAAGAGCCUAAAAUUCGUGACGGAACGGCAAGGCGAACAAGCCGCGCAGGAGAUCGGCGCGCGCAAGUACCUUGAGUGUUCGAGUUUGAGCGGAGAAGGUGUCGACGAUGUGUUUGAGGCCGCCACCCGCGCCGCUCUCCUCACCUUCGAAAAGGGCGAAGGCGGCGGAUGCUGUGUUAUAUUAUAA